AUGAGAAGCAAAUCCAUCUUAGCUGGUGCCGUUAAUGUUCCAAUUGAACCAACAUCAAAUGUUGACUCACGAACGACAAACAAUAUUGUCAUAAAGAACUAUAGUUCGGAGUGUUUGAAAGAAAAAGAACCAGAACUUAAGUCGGGACCUUCGGUCUUGGCGCAUGGCGCCGUGAAUUUAAACUCAGCUUCAAACGCUAACGCUACAUCAGAUGUUAAGUUAGAGUAUCCACCACUGGACCAAAUUCUUUCAAGAGAAGCCAACGACAACCCUUACACAAAUGUUCAAACAAAUCCUUCAGAUAACGUAGACCAUUACCUUCUUCAGUUAUAUCAAACUAUCUUACUCAAAGACGAUAA
Molecule: messenger RNA, 359 nt
Organism: Trichomonas vaginalis G3
Lineage: Eukaryota; Parabasalia; Trichomonadida; Trichomonadidae
Exons: 1
Source: RefSeq, a predicted model, not a curated record